UUAUGAUGGUAAAUAUUACCUAUGUGACGCUGGAUACACCACAAUGCCAGGUUUCAUAUCCCCGUAUCGCGGUGUCCGAUAUCAUUUAAAAGAGCACACCGGUAGGACACCAAAGAAUAGGAAGGAGUUGUUCAAUUUAAGGCAUUCAUCUUUAAGAUCAAAAAUUGAGUGCACAUUUGGGAUACUGAAGAAUCGGUUUAAAAUUCUUGCGGGGAAGCCGAAUUAUCCAUUUCCCACUCAAGUGGACAUUGUACUAGCGUGUACUGUGUUGCACAACUUUAUUGCCUUGGAGGAUCCGGAUGAUGAUAUUUUAAAUGAAAAUGUUGAAAUUGAUGAAGAUACUGGGGAAGAGACAAAUGAGGACGAAUCAAAUGUGAUGGACUAUACUCAAAGUAGGACACAAAGAGAGGAUCGAGAUGUUAGAAAUGAAUGGAAGGAGUUACGAGAUCAAAUUGCUUGGGCGAUGUGGGUGGAUUAUUGUGCAAAGUACAAUGGUGGUAACACAAUGGAGAGCGGUUUAACUUAGUGUAGUAUUU
Molecule: messenger RNA, 536 nt
Organism: Asparagus officinalis (garden asparagus)
Lineage: Eukaryota; Viridiplantae; Streptophyta; Magnoliopsida; Asparagales; Asparagaceae
Exons: 2
Coding region: 44-526 (160 amino acids)
Source: RefSeq, a predicted model, not a curated record